AUGUCCUCUCCCCGGCAGAGUAACAUAGCUCGUCGGCGGGAGAGAGACAUCUGCCGCCAAGCACUAGCGCAGCACAUCGUAAGCCCUUCCGAGGUGCGGCUGAGCCCUCGACCUCAGGAUGGGUAUGGCUGGAAGCCCUGCCCUGGGUAUGAGAAUACAUUCUCGCUCCUGUUCGCCAAGAACCUGAGCGACCACUCGAUCAGCACGUAUCGUCUUCUCUCGCGACAGGUAGGCAAUACCUUCGAAGCUGUUCCCGCAGGCGUGGAUGUAGAAGCCACCGACCACAUACCUCUGCGGCCAUCAAGAGGAUUUUCUGCCGAAAUCAGUCGACUUCAACAAGAGAAUGCACUUCUUUCAGGACAUGUCCGGGAGCUGUCCGAUGCCUUGGAGAAUGAGGUCGAUUGUAAGCUUCGUGUCGAGAAAGAGAAGGAACAGCAGCAUAAACAUCUGCAAGCCGCCGAGGACAAAAUAAAGGAACUCGUGGAGAAAGCGCGAGGUUACCAAGCACCGCUCUUGAAAUGCUUCGAAGAGCUAGACAGGACAGUGCCCAUCCUAGCCGAGCUUCGUCGGAUUGCAAUGGAAGGAGUGGCGCCGGAGUGA
Beauveria bassiana ARSEF 2860 is the source of this 600-nucleotide messenger RNA. RefSeq lists its product as uncharacterized. Bases 1 to 600 code for a protein of 199 amino acids. Lineage: Eukaryota; Fungi; Ascomycota; Sordariomycetes; Hypocreales; Cordycipitaceae. The record is from RefSeq and is a predicted model, not a curated record. The transcript has 3 exons.